AUGGCCGCAACACAGAAGCUCUAUCCUCGUGGCACUGUGAAGGGCAUUGUGAAAGCACAUUCCAACCGAAGCGUGAGCAAGAACGCUGAUAUUCUGAUCUUCUUAGAUUAUAUGCUUUUCAUGCAAGAAUUGAUGCGCGAAGCUUCGAUAAGGUCGCGGAAAGCCGGUGAAAAACAUGUCUCACCAAACUCUGUCCGCAAGGUCACAGAGAAAACACUACGGAAAUUCAAGGGCUGA
Messenger RNA from Aspergillus fischeri NRRL 181, 237 nucleotides. RefSeq lists its product as uncharacterized. The transcript is spliced from 4 exons. Gene Ontology annotation, biological process: chromosome segregation; kinetochore assembly; mitotic cell cycle. NCBI's taxonomy places the organism in Eukaryota, Fungi, Ascomycota, Eurotiomycetes, Eurotiales, Aspergillaceae. Gene Ontology annotation, molecular function: protein heterodimerization activity. The record is from RefSeq and is a predicted model, not a curated record. Gene Ontology annotation, cellular component: kinetochore; nucleoplasm. The coding region runs from base 1 to 237 and encodes 78 amino acids.